Molecule: messenger RNA, 2561 nt
Organism: Centropristis striata (black sea bass)
Lineage: Eukaryota; Metazoa; Chordata; Actinopteri; Perciformes; Serranidae
Exons: 10
Coding region: 116-2017 (633 amino acids)
Source: RefSeq, a predicted model, not a curated record
UGAAGUAAGACGGCGGUGCGACGAAGAAGAGAGAGCUAAACUGUGUCGCAGUCGCACGUAGCUUUCACUUAAUCGACUCGUUGUCUUUGAUUGUUUGCUGCACAUUCUUCUGAAGAUGGUUCGACCACAUUUUGGACCACCACGUUUGAAGCCCAGACCUUAUGGAGAUGGUCACGACAUUGGACCCAGUGAAGGGAAUUACAACCCCAACUCCAAAGGUCGAAGAGAUGUUCAGGGCUACCCACCAAAAGCCCCUUUUAACUGGAGAGAUUCCAGAGGUAGAGGACGACCCCCGAUUGUUAAAAGAGCUCCCCUGAUGGGUGAGCAGAGGGAACCACGUUUCAAUAACUGGAGGUCCCAGAAUCAGGAUUCCUUUCAGCCGUACCCUCCCAAAAUGGAACCACACCACAGCCAGAGGAGACCAUCUCCAUCUAGGCAAAACCGCUCCCCCCAUGUCCAGCAUCCGUCUUCCUCUCGCAGUCCUGCACAAGGAUCCCUGAGUCACAGGGGCCCACCGUUCCAUGGCCACCCCUCAGGUCACAGGUCACCCUCACCAAGACAUUUUCGCAACCACCCAGCAGACAGGAGGCCAGGCUCCAUGCCGGGCAACCAGGGGUCGUUCAGGGGCCACAAAAGGCAGUCAGGUUUUCAGCAUCAGGAGCAGAGAGGUCGAGACCCCCGUGGGAAUUACAGUCCCAGAGAACGGCCCCAUGAGCACUCAGGUCAUGGCAUGAAGCGCUGGAACGAGCACGGAUCGUUCUCUCACCCUCACAAUGGAGAACAUGGGCCCUCUGGGUCACAGAGGAGCCCCAGAGAGAUGCAUGGGAGAGGCCCAUGUCCAGAGAGGUGGUCAUCUGAGCAAGACUCCAGGCGGCAGCGUGGUCCAGGGGAGAGGCAGGGCAGCAGAUCCCACAGUAGAGAGAGGGCACAGGAUGUCCCUCACCUGCCCCCUUUCAGAUCUCCCUCAUGGAAAGGAGGUCCAGCACCGUCAACCUCCUACCACAGGAACCCUCAGGAGAGGCAAAUGGGAGGACCUCGCAAGAGGAGGAUAUCAGACAUCAGCAUGCCCUCUUCAAAUCCUGCACAGGAGCAUGGCAAUCCAAAACACCCCAGGAGAGAGAGGCCUCAGCUGCUCAAUAUCCCCAGGCCAUUUGGUGGUAAACCUUUGUCUCUUAGAGAUAAAAGUUACUUGGUAAAGAGCAGACAAGUCAGAGCAGAGUCUCUCAUGAAGCUCAGAAUACCCCCAUCUGUGAAACCCAGGCCACACCUGGACGACACUUCCUCACGGGAAAAUGUCAGCUCUGUUCUUGCCAUCAGGAAAAAACGCUUCCAGGCAAAUGCAGCCCCCCUGAGAAAGCUGGAACCAAGAAGGGGAAAACCACAGCAGUCACCCCCCAGAGAAGAAGGCAAUUCCAGCAAGUCUUCAAGAGACUCUGGUUCAAGAGAGAAAGAACAGGUGGAGUCUCGCCGGUCCCUGACCACACACAGAUCUUCUCCCAUAGAGAAACGUGACCUUGUUGUUUUGUCCCACUGGCCACCUGGCCCGAGCUCGUCCUCCAAGGACGGCUCCCCUUCUAAAGAUCGCAGCCCGAGGCCAAAGAGUGAACGCGGUUCAGAUCACGAUGCCUCACCCAACAGCCGACUCUCAAAGAUGAAUGAUUCCAGAUCAUCACCUGAAGACCGAAGACGGGGCUACGUUGAUAAGAGGAUGUUUAGGCCAUUUAAUAAUAUGAUGCAGGACAACCACAGAUCUUGGAGGCCCUUCAGGAGACCAGGACCGGGACCAGGACCAGGACCCAUGCAGAGACCAAAGUUUACUGGUGGUCCACGGAAGAUGGGCCCUGACAUGUCAGGAAAUUUUAGAAGACCACUCAUGGAGAGCUUAGUGCCACGUCCCUUCCCAAAUCAGAGGCCAGUGUUCAGAAAAACUCACAGUAUCAUGUCCAAAUACCGCAACAUGAGAGUGAUGCGUCAGCGUGCACCGUACAACCGAGGGCCUAACCAACAACGCUGGUGAUAACCGAUGCACCAGUCCCACGUUCUGCACACACAAUACUGGAAGAGGCAGAAUAAUCUGACGAUCGUCUCUGCUGGGCGGACUGCACAAACCCUUCCCUCACUACAGCCCUAAAAAGCCUGUAUAUUGUGGAAAUGUUGUUGGUUAAAGCGUUUGCAUUCGUUGCAUCUUUGAACUACUGACAUACUUUUGUUUUAGGUUAUUUGUAACAUAUGCCAUUACACUAUAUUGUCCCGCUUUUUUUCACGUGUAUAGUUAUUCGGGAGUUGCUGCUUGUUAUCUUGGCAGUCGUCAUUUUUACUGGAAGUUAUAGCUUUUUCUUUGUUCAUAAGCAGAAGUCAACUUAGGUUUGUGAACUCCAGAAAACGUUUACUUUAAUAUUGCACCUUUACCACUUGUAAAAUGUCCUGUUUGAUUAAUCAUUGGUGUUUUGAUUAGAAACAGCAGGUUGUCAAAGACGCUUAGAUCCUACUUGUAAAACUUGUAUAAUCACAUGCUCCGUUUUUUGUUUGAAACUUGAAAUAAAACUGAAUUUAACACUGUC